This is a messenger RNA of Clavispora lusitaniae ATCC 42720, 2802 nucleotides long. RefSeq names its product glucan 1,3-alpha-glucosidase ROT2 (gene ROT2). The record is from RefSeq and is a predicted model, not a curated record. Gene Ontology annotation, biological process: carbohydrate metabolic process; N-glycan processing. Lineage: Eukaryota; Fungi; Ascomycota; Pichiomycetes; Serinales; Metschnikowiaceae. Gene Ontology annotation, cellular component: glucosidase II complex. Gene Ontology annotation, molecular function: carbohydrate binding; alpha-glucosidase activity.
AUGAAUCCCGUUGCCCUCCUUUUUUUUUCUCUUCUCUGGGCCCGGGUCUUCGCCGUGAAAGAGUACCUUUUCAAAAACUGCGCUCAAUCCGGUUUCUGCCACCGCAAUCGCCAUUUGGCGACCCAGAAUUUCGAAAGUCCAUACUUCGUUGAUCCAGCAUCCAUUGUCCACGAAAAUGGCUCUGUGGCAGGAACAAUAUACAAAAAAUUGCCUCUGAAUGACGUGGUGGCCUUACCCUUUGAUAUUUCCUUGCUUGUGGGUGAUAGCGUACGCUUUCAGAUUGACGAAAACAGACAGCCUACCGGGCCGGCGCUGAAGUUGAAUCCAAGGCGAUUCCGAGCCGCUGAGACUGCGUUUGACGGCCCUGAAAACGAGAAACAACAAGUGCUUUCCAAAGAUCAAGUCAGUGUGCUGGAUAACGGCAUUGUGCUUGUUUAUGGCCCAGACAAUGAGUUCUCCGCCCGUCUUGACUUUGCACCUUUGAAGUUGGCUGUUUCUCGCCACGGGAAGGUCCAGGCAGUUUUUAAUGCCCGAAAAUUGCUCAAUAUCGAACACUGGCGGCCGCAGAAGGAAAACUCGGCCCACUUGUGGCCCUACGAGUCCGAAUUUGACAUGUUUUCCGACUCCUUUGGCGACCUGCGCGACGACACCAAACCGUUUGGCCCAGAAUCGGUCGCUGCAGACGUCAGGCUUAUCGGCUUUGACCAUGUGUUUGGGCUUCCGGAACAUGCUGACCUGUUCAGCUUGAAAGACACUACGGAUUCAGAAUGGCCGUACCGGCUCUACAAUGUGGACAUUUUCGAGUACGAAACAGAGUCCCGCAUGCCCAUGUAUGGCUCGAUUCCUUUAUUGGUUGGUGUCAAGCCCGAUGCCGCCGCAGGCAUAUUUUGGGUGAAUGCCGCAGACACUUUUGUGGACAUCAAAAAGGGACACUCCAACACUGACAAAGAUGCGGAAAAAAGCAAGGGCCACCAUUCUUUGGUCGACACACACUGGAUGUCUGAAACUGGAACUGUGGACAUCGUCAUCAUCUUGGCAGCGACACCAGAAGAAAUCAACGCCAAGUAUGGCCAGUUGACCGGCCACGUUUCGCUUCCGCAGGAGUUUGCUUUGGGCUACCACCAAUGCCGCUGGAACUACAACGACGAGAAAGAUGUCUUGGAUGUCCAUGCGCAGAUGGAUGCCCAUGGCGUCCCUUACGACACUAUCUGGCUUGACAUCGAGUAUGCCGACAAGAAAAAGUACUUUACGUGGGACAAAGAAGCAUUCCCCGACCCGGAGGGGAUGGCGGCCGAGUUGGCCCGAACGGGGAGAAACUUGGUGGUGAUUGUGGACCCACAUUUGAAAACAGGCUAUAGUGUGAGUGAAGGCGUAGAGAAGCUUGGUAUUUCGAUUAAGGACCGGGCCAACUCCACUUUCAAGGGCCACUGCUGGCCUGGCGAGUCUGUGUGGAUCGAUGCAAUGAACCCGAACGCCCAAGCAUACUGGGAUGAGCUUUUCCUGCCCGGCAGCGUUCUUCUUGGAGCAACAUCGAACGUUCAUCUCUGGAAUGAUAUGAACGAGCCGUCUGUCUUCAGCGGACCAGAAACCUCCAUGCCCAAGGACACACUUCACUGGGGAGAUUUUGAGCACAGAGCUGUACACAAUGCUUGGGGCCAGCGGUUCCACGAACUUACUUUCGAGUCGCUUGAGAAACGCACACAAUACAGCAAGCGGCCGUUUAUUCUCACACGUUCGUACUUUGCGGGAUCCCAGCGCUCGGCUGCAAUGUGGACAGGCGACAACAUGGCCCGCUGGGAGUAUCUUCGGGCGUCGUUGCCCAUGGUGCUUACUUCCAACGCCGUGGGAAUGCCUUUCGCCGGAGCAGACGUGGGAGGAUUCUUUGGCGACCCGUCGAACCAAUUGCUCGUGCGGUGGUACCAGACUGGGCUCUUCUAUCCGUUUUUCCGGGCUCACGCUCACAUCGACUCCAGAAGAAGAGAGCCAUGGAUUCCAGGCGAACCGUUCACGUCGCACAUCCGAGAUGCGGUACGUUUGCGCUACCGCUUGUUGCCUACGCUCUAUACGCUUUUCCACGACGCCAGUGUAACAGGAAGUCCCGUGUGGAGACCUAUGGUUUGGGAACAUCCAGACUCCGAUUGCUAUGAUGUCGAGGAUCAGUUUUAUCUUGGGCAAUCGGGCCUUCUUGUGAAACCGGUGACUGAGGAAAACGCCAACAGCGUCGACAUUUUCUUCCCUGCUAAUGAACGUUAUUACGACUUCACCAGUGGACAUGUGGCUGAUGUGCCACCUGUCGCUUUAUCUGAAGCAGGAAAGCUUUCGCGCACAGUGUCGCUCGAAGACAUACCGAUGUAUGUGAAGGGUGGUUCUGUGUUUGCCUUGCGUGAUCGGUACCGGCGCUCGUCCAAGCUCAUGAAGGCUGAUCCGUUCCACUUGGUUGUGGGCUUGGAUGCAAACGGUGUGGCUUCGGGGAAGUUGUAUCUCGACGACGGAGAGUCGUACGAUUAUAAGAACGGUCAGUACACUGAAACCAAGUAUGAGAUGGUGGCAGGUCAGUUGAAGAGCCAGGUGAAUGGCGAUCCAAACUAUGCUCUACUGCUGAGUCUUCGUAUUGAGAAGAUAACCAUCUUGGGCGCUCAGGAUAUCAGCAGUAUCGAGGCGAAACAAGACGGCCGUCUGUGGUCUGUGGAAUUUGUUCAGCACAAACAUUAUGUGGAGAUAUUGAACCCACGAGUCGGAGCUGCAGCAAAUUGGACCAUCAAUGUGGUGCAUAUGCCAAGACAUGAGAAAGACGAACUCUAG